Messenger RNA from Ostrinia nubilalis (European corn borer), 2066 nucleotides. Its product is annotated as hepatocyte growth factor-regulated tyrosine kinase substrate-like. NCBI's taxonomy places the organism in Eukaryota, Metazoa, Arthropoda, Insecta, Lepidoptera, Crambidae. The transcript is spliced from 6 exons. The record is from RefSeq and is a predicted model, not a curated record. Bases 219 to 2066 code for a protein of 615 amino acids.
GCGUGCGAAUUGCGUCCUCAUUCAGACAGCACGUAUUUUGCUAAUUAAUUAAAAUAAUACAACAAUCAUAUUCACAUGAACGCCUGGAGGUUGUAUUCUGUCUGUAUCAGUUGCAAAUGCUGCAUUAUGGUUAUGAUGUUCAUAAUCGAGUCAUUGAACCUAGUUGCGGCGUGGUGACACUGUGCUGUGGUUUGUGGGUCGUAAAUAUGUAAAUAAACAUGAACGAUAUCAGCGUAAAAAUAGUGGAAUCAGUGAAGGAGCAGCCCGUCGGUGAUGAGACGCCCUCGGCUGGUAUCCUUGCGGAAAAUGCGGUGGAUCCAUUGGCGAUAGAAGACAGUGCCGUGGGUGUUUCAAAGACUCCUUUGAAUGAAGAGGGCACGCCAGAGAUUGUAGUAAAGGCGGGAAUCUGUGAUGAAAAUGCCAAAGAUGAGAAGUCCAUUGAGAGUGAUAGGAAGGAAUGUGAUAAGUUAGUUGCAUUACAAGCAGAAAGGAUAAAAGAGGAAUUACUAAAAGAGGAUAGCAACUCUCCCUGUUUUGUGGAGCCGUCCGAAGAGAAGGCGACACCGGUUCAUGAUGCAGAGACUCCGGUUGAGGCAGAGCAGACAGAACCAGUUGCCGAAUCAGUCCCAGCUGACGAGGAGCCUAUGACAGUUGAUGAGUCCGUUAAGGAGCCUGAGACUGUAGCCGUAGCCGAAGCCCCUAAAACCGUUAUCCCCGUAGAAACACCUCCGCCUAAGGAACCCAGUCCUCUCAAAGAAGUUCUACCGGUUGUUGAAGUUCCAUCGACGGUGGAAACCGAUGUAGAGAUGAACGAAACACCAAAAGAUGACGAUAAACCUGAACCCCCCAAGGAUCCCAAGCCUAAAAAGGAAUCUGUAAAUGGUGAUGUUAGUAAGGGAAGUCAUAAGGAUGACCAAUCUUCGAAGCGGCGCGCCAGCGAAGAGGUCGAAACAGAUUCACCGCUCAAGAAACUGUACCAAGAAGUAGAGAAAGCCUUCCCUCAACACGAUAUUAUGAUCAACGACUACAUACAAACCGCCACGAAAAAUAACAUAGAGGAAAUACAAAAGCACACGGAACAGUUGUUAGCAGAAAUACAGACCUUACGUGAACUAGCACAGAAAAAGGAACAAGAAUGGAACAAUAUACUGCACUUAAAGAAAGUGAAAGAGGAAAUUUUACUAAGGUUGUUAAGAAGAAAGCAAGUACUGUCAUUUGAAAAGGCGGCUGAGGUGAACGGAUCAGACCGCACUGACCCAUUUGACUACUUGAAUCAAGCAAAAAACUUAGCGAUAGACAAAAGUGACGAGAUCUCAGGGUUGUCAAUCAAGCAGCCUGGCCCCUCAAGCAUGAGCCCCAUGAUGCAACCUCAAGUGAUGCCGGUGACUUCCCACUUCAACCCUAUGUCAGGGCUGCCCCCACCAUACGACAAAGCUGCACAUAUGCAAAAUAUGCCAAAGCCAGUUUACCCACAGCCCAUGAUGAUGCCUGGCCCAAUGCCAGGGUUCCCACGGGACAUGAACGGGCAAUUGCCCACUGGGUACAACAUGCCUAUGGGUCGGCAGGGCCCCACCAAGGAUGUGAAGUCGAUCAUAGCUGAUUAUAGACAGCGGAAUCCUGAGAUGACUCCGCGAAGGGGUCGGAGAAUGAAAUCGAUUUUAAAUCCUAAUAUGAUGGGUGCCCCGAGGCCAAUAGCACCGAAAAUGGAUAGCAUGAACAACUUGAACAACCUGAAUAUGCUUUUCAACAAUUUAGAUAUGAACCAAAAAGCGAUGCUGGAAAGGUUGCAACAGAUCCAAGCGGGAGGUUUACCCAAUGGGCUCUCGUUCAAAGACGUACUCGUUCAGUUCGCAAAUAUGCAGCAGAGCAGUUCCGGGCUCAUCCCGCCGCGGCCGGAGCCCCCGAGGCCGGAGCCCCACGCGCGCCCGGAGCCCCGCCGCCGGCCCGAGCCGCGCCAUGAAGAGAUGCACCCGCCGCCUAAACAGGUACGCCCCGCGGAUGCCCCGCGAACGCCCCACAAAUGCCCCGCGGUCGGCUCAAGCCCCGCCGCCGCCCGGGCCGCGUAA